Molecule: messenger RNA, 1930 nt
Organism: Daucus carota subsp. sativus
Lineage: Eukaryota; Viridiplantae; Streptophyta; Magnoliopsida; Apiales; Apiaceae
Product: probable serine/threonine-protein kinase At1g01540
Exons: 7
Coding region: 232-1674 (480 amino acids)
Biological process (GO): protein phosphorylation
Molecular function (GO): protein kinase activity; ATP binding
Source: RefSeq, a predicted model, not a curated record
AGGAUAGGCUCGUCAUUACAUCCUUUCCGGGGGCAUUAUAGUCACUAGAAAAUCCACCUAUACAUACGAAUCUAAGCAGAGCAGCACUCGGCUUAUUGCAUCACUCACUCGUUCUCUCUCCAUCUCUUGUCGGAAAACCACAUUACCUCGCCGGAAAACCGCUAUUUCACUUUUUCCGGCAAUUACAAAACUUCAAUCACACACAUAUAUGCAUGUAUUGCGCUUUAUAAAAUGACAGUAUACGACGCUUCAUUGGUAAACAAUGAGCUAUCGAAACAAACCUCAAUCUUCGGGAUGAAGCUCGGAGUAGUGAUCGGAAUAUUCGUCGGAGCAAUUAUAGUUCUGAUACUAUUUCUACUCUCACUAUGUAUAACUUCACGCCGGCGGCGAAAAACGCCGGCCGGAAAGCUGGAAACGCCGGUGGAGUCGAAGGAGGUCGUGCACGAGGAUCAUCAUCAGCGUCAAUCAGUGCCGGAGAUCCAGAUCGACAUCGGAAAACAGGAGCACAGAGUGACGGUGUUCUCGUCAGAUCGGCAGUCGAGUGGAGAGAGUAGAGCGACGAGUGGGAACGAUACGGCGUCGUUUGGAGGGAGUGGAUCGUUGCCGGAAGUGUCGCAUUUGGGGUGGGGGAGGUGGUAUACUUUGCGAGAAUUGGAGGCGGCCACGAAUGGUUUGAGUGAUGAGAAUGUGAUUGGGGAAGGUGGUUAUGGGAUUGUUUAUAGUGGUAUUUUGACGGAUAAUACUCGAAUAGCAGUUAAGAAUUUGCUGAAUAAUAGGGGUCAAGCUGAAAGGGAAUUUAAAGUAGAGGUGGAGGUAAUUGGCCGUGUAAGGCAUAAGAACCUUGUCAGGUUGCUGGGCUACUGUGUCGAAGGAGCUUAUAGGAUGCUAGUAUAUGACUUUGUGGACAAUGGAAAUUUGGACCAAUGGCUUCAUGGAGAUGUAGGGGAGGUCAGCCCUUUAACGUGGGAUAUUCGUAUGAAUAUCAUUUUGGGGACUGCAAAAGGGUUGGCCUAUCUUCACGAGGGUCUUGAACCAAAGGUUGUCCAUAGAGAUAUCAAAUCCAGCAAUAUACUACUUGAUCGUCAAUGGAAUGCUAAAGUGUCUGAUUUUGGACUGGCCAAACUCUUGGGAUCCGAAAGUAGUUAUGUGACAACUCGUGUAAUGGGCACAUUUGGCUAUGUUGCACCGGAGUAUGCUUGCACUGGUAUGUUAAAUGAGAAGAGUGAUAUUUAUAGUUUUGGGAUACUCAUUAUGGAGAUAAUCACAGGGAGAAACCCAGUUGACUAUAGUCGGCCAAAAGGAGAGGUGAACCUAGUUGAUUGGUUAAAAUCAAUGGUAGGAAGUCGGAAAUCUGAGGAGGUGGUUGAUCCUAAAAUCCCUGAGAUGCCUGCUUCAAAAGCACUAAAACGUAUACUUUUGGUUGCUCUUAGAUGUGUUGAUCCUGCUGCUCAGAAGAGGCCCAAAAUGGGUCAUGUAAUACACAUGCUCGAGGCAGAUGACUUGCUAUCCCGUGAUGAACGAAGAGGAGGAGAAUCUUCACGUUCUCAUCAUGAUUAUAAAGAAGAAAAUCGUUCUGCACUGAAAGUCGCUGAUAAACAGCUUCAUGAAGGAGCAUCUGAUACAAGUGAAGCUGGAGAUAGUAGUAGGUAUUAUGAGCAGACUACACGAAGAUAACUUAGGAAUGUUUUAACUGCACCAGACUCAAGGUUCUGCUAAAGCUUAUUUACAUAUUCUUUUUCACUUUUCUUUUCACCCUUUAGUUUUAGCUUCUUUUGCUACACCAUCAAGCCCUUACAGAAUUGUAUAAUAUUCUUCCACUUGGCCAAUUAUUGAGUUGCAUCUGUAUAAUACAAAAUAUUUGUUCAACAUUCUUGCAUAAGUUAUAAAAGUAAUACUCAAUUGUUUGAUUCAAAGGAAUCACUCCAGAUAA